AUGGACAAGAGUUGGAUGUCAAGUAGGAAUAGAUUGAGUUCGGAGUAUAGAGAAGGGGUUAAGUCAUUUCUCCAAUUUGCAAUGACAAAUGUUGGCGUAGAUAAUAGAAUUCGUUAUCCGUGUAUGGAUUGCCUAAAUUUUGAACAUCAUACCUUUAAGGAUGUGGAAUAUCAUUUGAUCCAAAAAGGGAUAUCACUUUCAUACAAGACUUGGGUGCACCAUGGGGUAACUGUUUCUGUCAAUCAACCUCGUGUGUGGAAUAAUGACAAUGACAUUGAAGGUGUUGGUGAUGAAGGGACAACCAAUGAAUGCCUUCACAUUGAAGAUGAAUUGUAUGAUAUGUUAGAUGACUGUCACAUGGCGCAUAUUUUUGAUGAUGAUGAAGAGGGUGAGCAGAAUGAUAAUGAGCAAAGAGAAGAUGGACGAAACUUUGAUAAAUUGUUAGAGGAUGCUCGUCGUCCAUUAUACCUUGGCUGUCAGAAGUUUACUUUGUUAUCAUUUGUCGUUAAGAUGCUUCAUAUAAAAGUUUUAAACAAGUGGAGCAAUAAGUCUUUUGACAUGUUGUUAGGCGUAUUGAAAGACCUUUUACCAGAAAGUGAUCAAAAGGUUCCAUGGACCCUUUAUGAAGUGAAGAAAUUUUUACGUGAUUUGGGUUUAGGAUAUGUGCCUAUUCAUGCAUGUAAGUAUGAUUAUGCUCUUUUUUGGAAGGAAAAUGUAAAUUUAGAAAAUUGUUCGAUUUGUAAGGAGCCUAGAUACAAAAUGAAUGAUGGCAAAGGUAAGAAGAUACCUCAUAAAAUUUUGAGAUAUUUUCCGUUGACACCAAGGUUGCAAAGAUUAUACAUGUUGAGAAAAACAGCUGGAGAUAUGCGAUGGCAUAAAGAAAAACGUGUUGAUGAUGGCAUCUUAAGGCAUCCAGCCGAUGGUGAGGCGUGGAAGGAUUUUGAUAGGCAACAUGCUGUGUUUGCCCAAGAACCACGUAAUGUGAGGUUAGGGUUGGCCACCGAUGGUUUCAACCCUAUUCCGAAUGAUGUGUUCCAGCAGGACGAGACCACUGAAAUUUUCCAAAUCAACAUUGCAGAUUCCAUUAGCAACACUUUACGUAGGACUGAUAUUGCACCUGAUAUUAUUCCAAGUCAAGUGGUUCUGCAAUCUAGUACAAGUGUACAUGUAGAGGGUCCAAACAGAGAUGAUUUUAUCUGUGAUGAUAAUGAUCAACAUUCAAAUGAUCCUAGUGAUGAUGAAGAUGAAUUUCAUAGUCAUAGUAACUCGGAUACAGAUGAUGAUAUAGAGCCUUGA
Camellia sinensis is the source of this 1296-nucleotide messenger RNA. The record is from RefSeq and is a predicted model, not a curated record. Lineage: Eukaryota; Viridiplantae; Streptophyta; Magnoliopsida; Ericales; Theaceae.